Messenger RNA from Polychytrium aggregatum, 990 nucleotides. Its product is annotated as peptidase C14, caspase domain-containing protein. Gene Ontology annotation, biological process: proteolysis. The coding region runs from base 1 to 990 and encodes 329 amino acids. The transcript is spliced from 2 exons. NCBI's taxonomy places the organism in Eukaryota, Fungi, Chytridiomycota, Chytridiomycetes, Polychytriales. Gene Ontology annotation, molecular function: cysteine-type endopeptidase activity. The record is from RefSeq and is a predicted model, not a curated record.
AUGACCCACUCAUUGAUAUGUCAACUCACUGACUCCCAAACCAUCCGCUUGUGCCAGGCUCUGUUGAUCGGAAUCAACUACAUUGGUGGCAAGAGUCCUCUCAAUGGAUGCAUCAAUGAUGUCCAGAAUGUCCGAAACUGGCUUCUCCAUCGCAACCCAGCCUAUGGUCAGAACAUGCUUGUUCUCACCGACGAUCAGCAGGACCCAUCCAAGAUCCCAACACGCGCCAACAUGCUGAACGCAUUCCGAUGGCUCGCAGCCGAUGCUCGUCCUGGAGAUCACUUGUUCUUCCACUAUUCGGGACACGGUGCCACUCAGAAGAACCUGGACGGAACUGAAGCUUCUGGCUUCGACGAAACCCUUGUUCCUGUCGACUAUGAGAGGGCCGGACAGAUUGUGGAUGACGACGUCCACGCUAUUCUCUGCAAGCCACUGCCUCAAGGCUGCAAUCUUGUUGCGUUCAUGGACUGCUGCCACUCUGGCACGGUGUUUGAUCUGCCGUACACAUACGGUGUUGAUGGCAAUCUUGACAUCACGAUCCGAGACAACAAGGCCGAGGCAGUCAAGCAUGGAACCAAGGCUUUCUUUGCGUUGCUACAAAAGGACAACACCACCGCCCUGCGGGAGGUCGAGUCGGCAAUCAAGCUAUUUAUCACGCCGGACCAGCAGCAGCAGAGUGCGCCGAACGAAGAAAUGGCUCGGCAGCGCGACACCACCCGAGCGACCAUCGUCCAAUUCUCUGGAUGCCGAGAUGACCAGACCUCGGCCGAUGCUCAGAUUCAAGGCCGUGCGUCUGGAGCUCUGUCGUGGGCCCUCAUGACUGUUCUCCAACGCAACCCAAACCCGACCUACACCGAGCUGCUUCGCGAAACUCGCGGGCUGCUCCAGGGCAAAUACAGCCAAGUUCCGCAGAUGUCGACCGGAUUCCAGGUAAUGUUGCAAUGGUCAAGUGGGGACAAUGUAGGACCGAUGACUGGCGCUCAUUGUUGA